This is a messenger RNA of Neohortaea acidophila, 765 nucleotides long. RefSeq lists its product as uncharacterized. The record is from RefSeq and is a predicted model, not a curated record. NCBI's taxonomy places the organism in Eukaryota, Fungi, Ascomycota, Dothideomycetes, Mycosphaerellales, Teratosphaeriaceae. The transcript has a single exon. Bases 1 to 765 code for a protein of 254 amino acids.
AUGUCUUUUCCUUCCGCUCGAUUGGGUGGCCAAGCCUUCCACCACGGUCCUUCUGCUGGCGCGGAGCAGGAGUAUGAUCGUUUGCGCGACCUCGCGCGCAAAGAGCACGGCCAAUACCAGCACUUCGCCUCCCAAGCACAUCAGGCCUAUGAAAAGGGAGACGGCUCCGGGGCGCAUCGCUUCUCCGAGCAGAGCAAGCAGCACGCCGCUCAGGCCGACGCGUACAACAAGCAAGCAUCCGAAUUCAUCUUCCGCGAGAACAAUGCCGUCGGCAAAGUCUCUGGCGACACCAUCGACCUGCACGGCCAAUACGUAGAGGAGGCGGAGCAAAUCGUCGAACAACGCAUCCGCUACGCCCAGCAAACCGGCCAAACCCACCUGCACGUCAUCGUGGGCAAGGGCAACCACAGCCCCGACCACAUCCAGAAGAUCAAGCCGAAGGUGGAGGAGAUCUGCCGGCAAAUGGGCCUUCAAUACAACACCGAAGCGAAUGAGGGCCGCAUCUACAUCAAUCUGAAGGGCCACGGUGCCGAGCCCCACGUUGCUCCCGGCUACGACUACGGCCAGUACCACCAGCCGCAGCAUCAGAACUAUGGUCAGCCGCACUACGAGACUGCCUACCCCAUGGGCCACCAGGCGCCAUACGGCUACUCGCAGGCCGCCCAGGGCAUGCAGUAUGCCCAACCUCCUCCUCAGCAGCAAAUGCAGAUGCAGGAGCCGCAGCAAAAGGAGAGCAGGUGCUGCGGUCUUUGUGUUGUCAUGUGA